Messenger RNA from Hibiscus syriacus, 895 nucleotides. RefSeq lists its product as uncharacterized. The transcript is spliced from 2 exons. NCBI's taxonomy places the organism in Eukaryota, Viridiplantae, Streptophyta, Magnoliopsida, Malvales, Malvaceae. The coding region runs from base 241 to 792 and encodes 183 amino acids. The record is from RefSeq and is a predicted model, not a curated record.
UCUCUCAGUAUCUGGUUCUUUAAGAAAACCAUAAAAUCCCCCAUUAUUUCCUCCUCCUUUGGCUUUAGAACACCAAAUCUAACCUGGGUAUCUUUCAUUCCCCAUGUUUUCUUGAGGGUUAGAAUCUUUUUCUCUUUCUGGGUUACCUUCAAUUCUUGUUAAGGUUACAAUUUCAUCAUCUGGGUACUCUUAGAUCUCCCAUUCAAAAUUUGGGAUCCUUCUAUUUCCCCAAAAUUUUCAAUGUCACAAAACUUUUCGAUUGAGCUUUACUUCGAUCCAGCACUUGAAAACCAAGUCUUGAAAACUUGGAAUAUUUUGGCUCGUCGGCAAAUCAGCACUCAGUUAAUUGAUAUCGAGUCCAGGCCUCACAUUACCCUUUUCUCAAGCCCUUUUCUCGACCCUGCGAGGCUCGAAUCUGUUGUAAAGUCCUUUGUUUCAAAGCAAGAACCAUUGGCUCUAUCUUUCUCUUCCAUUGGGACUUUCCCAAAUGAAAAAAAUGUUCUUUUUCUCGCACCAGCUCCAACAAUGGCCCUCCUACAGUUCCAGGCUCAAUUAUGUGAGGCUAUUAAAAAGGAAGGGAUUGAAAUUGGAGAAGAGUUCAAAGCUGACGCUUGGAUUCCCUGUUGUGCUGUGGCUCAAGAAGUUCCAAAAACAAGAAUGGCGGAGGCAUUUUGUUUGUUGAGGGAGUUGAAGUUGCCUUUUUCUGGGUACGCAAUGGAUAUUGGAUUGGUGGAGUUUCCACCUGUUCGUGAGCAUUUCUCAUUUGGACUUGGAAAUACAUUAGAGGCGUGAGAUCUUAAAGGGUCAUUAAUGGCAAACGUUCUAGUUGUUGGAGAUUAUAACAAGAUAUGCGGUUCGAUUUUUCUUUCGUGUACAGAAGCCAGAUGCUGGGACU